Teleopsis dalmanni is the source of this 1459-nucleotide messenger RNA. Its product is annotated as RNA-binding protein 7-like. The record is from RefSeq and is a predicted model, not a curated record. Gene Ontology annotation, biological process: regulation of alternative mRNA splicing, via spliceosome. The transcript is spliced from 3 exons. Gene Ontology annotation, cellular component: nucleus. Bases 132 to 1184 code for a protein of 350 amino acids. Gene Ontology annotation, molecular function: single-stranded RNA binding. NCBI's taxonomy places the organism in Eukaryota, Metazoa, Arthropoda, Insecta, Diptera, Diopsidae.
UAGGCAAUGCUUAUUUAUGUUUUGACAAUUGAAAAGAUUUGACAAGUUGUGAAUGUAAAACAUCAGCGUCUUGGCAAAGAAGACAGUUCAAUCAACAACAAACAUAAAUUAAAUUAAAUUAGUGUGCUUUAAUGAUGGCUGACCGAAAAAUCUAUGCUGGAUACAACGGUGUUGUAAAUGAGGAUGAGGAAGAUGUUUCGGAAGAAACUACAAUAUUUAUUGGCAACUUAGAUAGGGAGGCAACGGAGGAGUUACUAUACGCCCUGUUUAUUGAUAUGGGUCCAAUUGUAGAGAUUAGAAUUGUUCCAGCCAAACCAGGCAACCAAAGGACAUUUGGUUUCGUGGAAUUCCAGGACAGGUGCGCUGCUCUUUAUGCUCUGGCAGUACAUAAGAAUACGGUUUUAUAUGGUAGUAAAAUUACUUUAAAAAUCGAUGGUUCAUCUCAAUUGAGAGAAUGGGAGUUGCCUGAAACUUAUCCCACGCAUUUAUACACGGGAUUAUCCCACUUUAAGGGUAACAGGACACGCAGAACUUAUUCAAACAGUAGCUCCCCAAAUAACGCUAAUGUGAACAGCUUGAACCCAUACAGUGGACGCAAUAGUAAUAAUAACAAUUAUUAUACUAAUCCAUUCGAAUCUCAGUUUAACCCAAAUAACAGAAACGGCUUUGAAUAUGGUAUGAGGUUCGAAAAUCAAACUACUUAUCAUCAAGAUAUGCAUCGAAGCAAUGGCAAUAACAAUUAUUCAUUUAAUCGCAAUCAAAGUCUUCGGCGUUAUCGAAACGAAUGUGAUGAACGUGAUCGCGGUUAUGAUCAUGGUCGUGGCAAUGAUUCUAAUCGCGAUCGUAGUUUUGAUCAUGGUCGUGAUCGUAAUGAUCAUGGUCGUGAUCGUGAUCGUAAUGAUCAUGGUCGUAGUUAUGAUCAUGGUCGUGGUUAUAACCUUGAUCGUGGUCAUAAUCACAGCCGCGAUCUGGAUUAUGGUGACCGAAGGAAGAGGAAGCAUUCUAGUGGCAGCGAUGAUGACCAGUCCGCAUUGUCCCGUUAUCAUGCAAAACGUCGUCGUAGUCGCAGUCGCAGCAGAAGUCGAAGAGACAACCAUCAAAACAGUUCCUCUCGCAUGCUUGAAUCAUAUAACUCUAAUCAAAGUUCAAGUGUUGCUCAAGCUCCUAGUAUUCAGAAACUUUGAUAUCGACCACAUUUUGCACUAACAACUACACUAUCACAUAUAAUAAAAUUAUUUACGUGCCUAAGAAUCUAUAUGAUGAAUUCUGCAAUAAGUUUAACAACGCCAAUAUAGUUUCUACAGCAAUCAUUCGAUAAAAUACUGAUUAUAUCAGGAAGGUUUAAAUAUAAUUAUUUCUAGCAGGAAUUUAUAGGAAAAAAUGUUUAAAUUUGAUGCAUUCAAUUCCAAAAAAUAAAAAACAUUUUUUAAGUUCAUUGAAUUUCUUAGCGAUAGCGGGA